This is a messenger RNA of Varanus komodoensis (Komodo dragon), 3890 nucleotides long. It is a transcript of the gene ADIPOR2, whose product is annotated as adiponectin receptor 2. Gene Ontology annotation, cellular component: plasma membrane. Lineage: Eukaryota; Metazoa; Chordata; Lepidosauria; Squamata; Varanidae. The record is from RefSeq and is a predicted model, not a curated record. Bases 283 to 1437 code for a protein of 384 amino acids. The transcript is spliced from 9 exons. Gene Ontology annotation, biological process: adiponectin-activated signaling pathway. Gene Ontology annotation, molecular function: signaling receptor activity.
GGGAGCCGCAGGAGGAGUGAAGGCGGCCCCCACGGCGGAAAGAAGGUGGAGGGGGCGGGAAUCCCGGAGGCGCCGGCGGCACCGUGGGGACUCCCUGCCUCCGUCCCCCUCAGUGUCGGACACAGCUGGACGGCGGAGCAAGGAAGCGCCUGAUCUAGCUGAUGUGCGAGUAACACUGGGAAAAUUGGACCAUCGAACUAAACCACCCUGAAGAUCUAGUUAACCUGUCACCACCACUUGCCAGAGCAAAUAAGAACCUUUCUUGGGAAAACCCCUGGUCUCAUGAACGAAUCAACAGAUCUCGGGAAUGCCAGCAUUCUGGAGCCAGUUCUGCGGCUCAGGAAGGGACAUGUGCCCAAUCCUGCUGGGCAGGAAAACCACAAUAGUGAACAAUCCAGUAAGCAGGAGCACCUCUUAGAAGAGUCACCAACAUCUUCUGAAAAGGAAAAGAGUUAUGACAAUGAUGGGGGCAGCAGUUCAACUACAGAAGAUGAAGGGUUUAUGGGGAUGCUUCCUCUCCUUCAAGCCCACCAUGCUAUGGAGAGGAUGGAAGAGUUUGUAUGUAAGGUGUGGGAGGGCAGAUGGCGUGUAAUUCCCUUUGAUGUCUUGCCUGAUUGGCUAAAGGACAAUGACUACUUGCUUCAUGGGCACCGACCCCCCAUGCCCUCUUUCCGGGCAUGCUUCAAAAGCAUUUUCAGAAUACACACAGAGACUGGCAAUAUCUGGACGCACCUACUAGGUUGUGUGUUCUUUCUGUGCCUGGGAAUCUUUUAUAUGUUCCGGCCAAACAUGUCCUUUGUAGCACCUGUUCAAGAGAAGGUGGUGGUUGGAAUGUUCUUCUUAGGAGCCAUUCUCUGUCUCUCCUUCUCAUGGCUCUUCCACACAGUUUACUGCCAUUCAGAAGGAGUCUCAAGACUUUUCUCUAAGCUUGACUACUCUGGCAUUGCCCUCCUCAUUAUGGGCAGCUUUGUUCCAUGGCUGUACUACUCCUUUUACUGCAACCCUCAGCCCUGCUUCAUCUAUCUGAUUGUGAUCUGUGUCCUGGGCAUUGCAGCGAUUAUAGUUUCCCAGUGGGACAGGUUUGCAACCCCUGAGUAUCGAGGAGUACGAGCAGGAGUAUUUCUGGCUCUGGGCCUUAGUGGGGUCAUUCCCACGCUGCACUUUGUCAUCUCGGAAGGGCUCCUCAAGGCUGCCACAAUGGGGCAGAUAGGCUGGCUGGCACUCAUGGCCUGCCUCUAUAUCACUGGCGCUGCACUGUAUGCUGCUCGCAUCCCGGAGAGGUUCUUCCCGGGCAAGUGUGACAUCUGGUUUCACUCCCACCAGCUGUUCCAUGUAUUUGUAGUGGCUGGUGCAUUUGUGCACUUCCAUGGUGUUUCAAAUCUUCAGGAGUUCCGUUUCACAGUUGGGGGAGGCUGUUCGGAGAACGAGAUGCAGUAAAACUGGCCAUAUGUCAAGGACUGCAACCAAAACAGAACCAUAGGAGCAACCAGUCCACUCCUUGCCCAGGACGAAGUGGAAGCUUUGCAGGGAAUUUUAACUAUAACAUGGAAGAGAAAUUCAUACCUCAAGCAUUGGAGUUAAUUGAUUCCGAAGACCUGGAAGUUCUUAAAUCCUAACUUACUCCUGGGAUUUACAGCCUAAGCUACAGAAAGCCCUUACUUAAUCAGCUUCUGUUCAAUGCCAUAUUUAUUUGUAGAAACAAGAGGGGUUGUCAUGAGAAGGUGGCUUAGCAAUUUUUUUAAAAAUCUAGCUUAAUUGAAAUUUGUAUCUUGUUCAGGUAAGUUGAUUUUUAGAUGCUCUUUUGAGAGGAAAAAAUGUAAAUAAGAUUUCUAACUUUCUGUUUAAAAAAAUUUAUAUAAAUGUUUUAAAAUGGGGGGAGGGGUUUUGUAUAGAUUGCAACAUGCAAGUACCACACACUGUUUCAAUUUUGCACGAACUCUUUAAGUGCAAGAAGGCCAGGCAAAACCCCUGCAGAGUUGGGCGUCCGGGUCCUGCAGAUUCUUCCUAGUGCUGGUAUAUAUUGGACAGCUAGACCCAGUAGGCCCAGUCUGCACACAAGGGUUAAGAGUAAGCAGGUGCUUACUGCCUUGCUCAGCCCUUGUAAGUUAGAAGGUGAAGGCAGGGGCCAUUGUGCAGCUGAGCUCUGUUCCUUUUGCAGGGCAUGCCUUCCAAGCUCUCUGCCCUUUUGUGGAUGGGUUUUUUUAGGUGGUCUUUCUUUUGCCAGCCUUUUGCCCUGUUGGGAUUUGAUAGCCUAAGUCACAAUGUGGUAUGUAUCUUGACCUUUUGAGGUCUCUCUUCAGUGUUUCUCCAUUCAGUUGGGCCUGCCAUGCUCUUUAUCCGAGUGCAAUUGUUAGUGCUGGACACCUGCCUCCUAGGUGAGUUAGCAAGAGGCAGUGGUUUCAAGGGGGCAGGGAGGAACCCACAAGAAAGCAGCUUUGUGCUUGAGGAAAGAAGGCUGGCUGGCUAACUGAGAAUCCAUUCUGGAUUAUUUUAUGUGCUACUGCACUACAGUAACACUAAUGUUGCCUGUAUUAAAUCUACUGAACUCCACUUGGCUGUAAUGUAACACUGCCAUUCCUUCUUUCCCUUCUGGUAUAUAGGACAAUGCUGUGCAUUAUUUUCAAAAGUGGUGGGGAGGGAAACAGCCCACACAAUAUAUUUGGAUGCAACACAUUUUUCUUUCCUUGUUAAGAUAGUGCUUGGGGCCUGAGGGAAACUUGAUGGCUCUUUUAAUCUUCCUCAGAGAGCUCAUUACCUGGGGUAGUGGUACGUUAGGAGAAGGGAUAAUUUUUGCUAAGCAUAACACUCAGUUUGAGUGAGGGGAAAUAUAGUUCCUUCUUCCUGUUUAGGAUUGAUGAGGCAUGUUGGAUUUGGAAAGAAACUUUGGGAAAAAUGUAGAAUUUGUUUUUAUGCAGAGUAUUUCACACUGAUGGCAGUUAUUUUGUCCUAUAGGGAAUUAAAUACAAGUGUCAAAUGUUUUGUGGGAUGGUAGAUUUGCUCACGUUAAAAAGAAAUAUUUAUUAUGAGAAAAGAGCUUAGUCUCCCCCCCACACCGCUUUUCAGGAUUUGGUUCUUGAACUUUUACCCCUUGAAAACAGACUCUUAGAAGUGUUCAGACCUACAAGAGGUGCUUAAAUGGUACUUGUAGGCAAUUUCAUAUACCUGUGUUCUGGGUAGGAUCAUGAUGCUGAAUGCAGAAAGGCCAGAAUGUGUUUGGAUAAUACAGAACAGUAUUAAUUGAACCCCUUUAAUACAACAGGGAGCCCAAUAAUGAUUGAAACCUUCCCAGUGGUAGUUACAGCCAGUUAAUAGAGGGAUGACUUCCCUAGUAAGGGGAAGUGGUGAUACAUAUCGGACCUAGUCUACUUGUCUGAAAAGCAUGGGGGUGGGGGUGGGUGGCAGCAGUACUGUAUUUGUACCAGCAGAAGCUGCAUUGCCCUGGAUCAUCACAUGCUCACUCCCAAAAAGGGGCAACCUGGUCUCUCAGCACAGAAUCUGUACAGAAACACAAUGCUCCACUUGCUGUUCUUAACCCUCAUUGGUCUCUGUUUAGGACAUUUUGUGUCCCAGUAAGAAACUGCUUAGCUGUGCACUUUUCUGUGGUGCUUGCUGAGACUUCUUCCCAGGUUGGCACCUGAAUGCCUUAUUCUCAGCAAUCAGAGGUUUGCUUGCUUUCUCUUUGUGUGUGCAGGGUUUCAGCAUAGUGUAGUUGAGAUUUACAGCUUCUUUCCCCCCCAUUAACUAGUGGCCUUGUUCAGUAUUUUCUUUUUUAAAAUUGCUUACUAUUGGAGGCAACAAAGCACAUCUUGGACUUUGAAGAUUGGGAUCUCUGGGAAAUGGGAUCUCAUUACAUGUUGUAUUCUUAACUUUAAUAAAAAGAAUGAAUGGAA